Messenger RNA from Cataglyphis hispanica, 1419 nucleotides. RefSeq names its product probable RNA-binding protein 18. The record is from RefSeq and is a predicted model, not a curated record. Gene Ontology annotation, molecular function: RNA binding. The transcript has 5 exons. The coding region runs from base 553 to 1185 and encodes 210 amino acids. Lineage: Eukaryota; Metazoa; Arthropoda; Insecta; Hymenoptera; Formicidae.
UUCUUUAAAAAAUAAAAUGGCUGUGAUUGGCCAGAAUAGUAUUUGGUACAUAUUAAAGUCUGAUGGUGUAAACUAGGUCAGUGCUUUCUACAAGAGAAAACAUUGGAUUGGUUUAGCAAUUGCAAAACUGCACACGGUGGUUUCAAUAUAAUCUUAUUUAGCGAUUGAAAAAAAAAGUACAAAUCAAUACGAGGGAUUAAUAAUACAGUUAUGUGCAGCAGAUUUUGGAAAAUGCGAAAUCAUACGGAAUAUUUGAUUUCUCAUACAUUUUCAUCUUUACGACGCUUUGGAAAUAACUCUCGGAUGUGAUAGUGUGAACACGAUUUUCUCCAAUUUUUCACGAAUUUUCUGUCAAAUGUUACGAAUGCUUUAGCAAUGAACUGUUAUAUUACUCUCGUAAGGUUUCACGAAUAAUUUGAAACAUCUGAGAGAAGAGACCGAUGUUUCUUGUUUACUGAUUAGAGUUGUCGAUCAAUACUGAUGAAAAUUAAGGUUUCUCGGUAUUAAUUUGAUCAAUUCGACGACACCUGUCCAUUCCUCGGUCUCAUUAGAAUGGAGCCAGAUAAAAUUCCUUUGCCAUUAGAACCCAUAAAAUCAAAUCAAAUCGAAGAUAGACGCUUAUGGGUAGGCAAUUUAGAUUUAAGAAUUAAUGAAACUAACUCUCUUUUUGUCAAUCGGUACCAACUCCUGAAACUUGUCCAAAAAUAUGGCACAAUCGAAAAGUUCGACCUGCUGUUUCAUCGAUCGGGGCCUCAAGCUGGUCAGCCAAGAGGAUACGCAUUUGUUACUUACAAAACAAUCCAAGAUGCCAAAACAGCAAAGGAUGCAUUACAUAACCUAAAAGUUGGAGCUAAAAAUAUUAUUGUCAGAUGGGCACAUAGUGUCACCGAGUCGGACAUGGAGAAACCAAAGCCAAAAAUAGAUAUUCCUGCCUUAGCUGGUGCAAAGAAAGAAGAUAAAAAAAUAAGUCUUGAAACAGCAAUUCAAGCAAUUGAAGCAAAACUUAAAUUAAUGAAAGAAUCCGAGGAAGAAUUUGAGUUGAAUAAACCAUUGGAAGGCUCGCCAAUUAUACACCUUUAUCAGAAACCAGAAAAUCAAAAACCGUCCACUUCUACACGUUAUCAUAGUCGUGGAAGCUAUUACCAUCACAACAAACCAUAUAGUCGUCAUAAACCAAGAAGAUAAUUCAUGUAUAGUCAUAUUUCGAAUAUUUUAUUUUUUCAUUUAUUAAAUAAUAAAUCAUUAUAUCAUUUCUUUUUUCAUAAUAUUUAUAUUAUUAAUUUAUAAUAAUCUAGGCAUUUGUAAUAUUGUUUUUAUUAAAAAUUCUAUAUUUCUUGCUAUAUUAAAAGAUUUUAUAUACAUUUUGUAUAUUGUGUAAUGUUCAUACAUAUUUUUAAAUAAUACAAUUCUAAAAAUUUC